This is a messenger RNA of Cyphellophora attinorum, 219 nucleotides long. RefSeq names its product Vacuolar transporter chaperone 1. The transcript is spliced from 2 exons. The coding region runs from base 1 to 219 and encodes 72 amino acids. The record is from RefSeq and is a predicted model, not a curated record. NCBI's taxonomy places the organism in Eukaryota, Fungi, Ascomycota, Eurotiomycetes, Chaetothyriales, Cyphellophoraceae. Gene Ontology annotation, cellular component: fungal-type vacuole membrane; vacuolar transporter chaperone complex.
AUGUCGAGUCAACCACUCCUCCAAACCUCCAAUGGCAAACGAAUAGCCCUCCCCACCCGCGUUGAGCCCAAAGUCUUCUUCGCCAACGAGCGAACAUUCCUCUCAUGGCUCAACUUCACAGUCAUCCUCGGCGGUCUAGCAGUCGGACUUCUCAAUUUCGGCGACUCCGUCGGCCGUAUCUCAGCUGGGCUGUUUACGUUGGUAGCAUGGCAGCUAUGA